Messenger RNA from Canis lupus familiaris (dog), 2632 nucleotides. It is a transcript of the gene PABIR1, whose product is annotated as PP2A Aalpha (PPP2R1A) and B55A (PPP2R2A) interacting phosphatase regulator 1. Bases 116 to 979 code for a protein of 287 amino acids. Gene Ontology annotation, molecular function: protein serine/threonine phosphatase inhibitor activity. The transcript has a single exon. Gene Ontology annotation, biological process: mitotic G2/M transition checkpoint. NCBI's taxonomy places the organism in Eukaryota, Metazoa, Chordata, Mammalia, Carnivora, Canidae. Gene Ontology annotation, cellular component: cytoplasm; nucleus. The record is from RefSeq and is a predicted model, not a curated record.
CGAGCCCGCUGACAGAUUGGCGGCGGCGGCGGCGGUGGCCCCAGCCCUGGCCCUGGACCGCGGGGAAUGGGAAUCCCAGGUCUCUGAGCGCCGCCCCCGCCUCCCUGCCCCCGACAUGGCUCAGGAGAAGAUGGAGCUAGACCUGGAGUUGCCUCCGGGUGCUGGCGGGAGCCCGGCGGAGGGCGGCGGCAGCGGCGCGGGCGGGGGCCUCCGGAGGUCUAACAGCGCCCCCCUGAUCCACGGCCUCAGUGACACUUCGCCGGUGUUCCAGGCCGAGGCGCCGAGCGCCCGGCGGAACAGCACGACGUUCCCGAACCGCCACGGCCUGCUGCUGCCGGCCUCCCCGGUCCGCAUGCACAGCAGCCGCUUGCACCAGAUCAAGCAGGAGGAGGGCAUGGACCUCAUCAACCGAGAGACCGUCCACGAGCGCGAGGUGCAGAACGCCAUGCAGAUAAGCCACUCCUGGGAGGAAAGUUUCAGCCUGAGUGACAACGACGCGGAGAAGUCCGCCUCCCCGAAGCGCAUCGAUUUCAUUCCGGUGUCACCAGCGCCGUCACCCACCCGGGGGAUCGGGAAGCAGUGCUUUUCACCAUCCUUGCAAAGUUUUGUGAGUAGCAAUGGAUUGCCUCCGAGCCCUAUUCCCAGCCCAACGACUCGGUUUACUACCCGGAGAAGCCAGAGUCCCAUCAAUUGCAUUAGACCAAGUGUUCUUGGACCACUGAAAAGAAAAUGUGAAAUGGAAACUGAGUAUCAGCCAAAGAGAUUUUUCCAGGGCAUCACCAACAUGCUUUCUUCUGACGUUGCACAGCUGUCAGAUCCUGGCGUGUGCGUAUCGUCUGAUACCCUUGACGGAAACAGCAGCAGCGCCGGAUCUUCUUGUAACUCACCAGCGAAAGUCAGCACUACCACCGACUCUCCUGUGUCGCCUGCCCAAGCGGCCUCUCCAUUUAUUCCAGUAGAUGAACUUUCAUCUAAGUGAUUCACCCUCCCAUCCCGAGACUCGUUGUUUUCUGUUUUUGUUUUUGUUUUUGUUUUUUUUUGCAAUGGAGAGAAAAAUCAAGUUGGAGCAAGCACUGAACUUUGUCAAUUAAUUUGAGGCUAUUUCCUAUUCGACCCUUUCCUUUUUUUUUUUUUUUUUUUUUUUUGGAAUUUCCUGAGAUGUUGUUACUCUAGAGAACUUUUAUGUCAGGUUCCUGCGGGUGCCCUUGAAUUCAGUGUAGUGAUAUUUUCAGACGUUUUCCAAUAAGUGUGUUGAAGCAUACGUCUUUAUGCUGCUAAUAUGUUUAAAUACAUAUGUUAUCCCUUGAUUUUUUAAAAUAAUCGAGAGCUCUAUUUAUUUAUGGGAUUAUUAAGUUCUGAUGCAAAUAUAAAUGUUGAAUUAAUCAGUAUAGUAAACUGAUGUUUUAAAAUUCCAUAUUUCAUGCCCACACUAAUUUUUGAUGUUAUUUUUCCAGUGGUCGCUAAUUUCUAUUUGAUGGAGGAUAACCUAGUUACUUACAGCGGUUUUUAAAAAUAUGUUAGUUAUAACAUAGUGAUCCAGUGGUUGUCUAUUUUACCCAGGAAUCCUCGGAUAUUUAAUUUUCUGGGUACACAAGUGGCUGUGAGGGGGGAAUGAUAAAAACAAAAUAUAAAAGUUUGCAACAAGUCUUUUUAAAUUAACUAUAUAAAAGUAAACAAACGCAUUUUCUAAUGAAGUUUUAAUAGUAAUUCUAAUAAGUCAUGCCAAUAUAACUACAGAAAAGUUUAAAAAUUUUUUCUAGACCAGAAAGUGCAUUCUCUUGGGUAUAAUCCUGAAGGGACAUGGGACAGUGCCUUGCAGUCUUAGCCCACUGUACAUAGGCUGAGACCAGGUCCUUUGUACCACUGCAAACUUAAAAGUUUCUCAGAUGUAGAGAAUGUGGGAAGCCCUGUUGAACUUCACCAGAGCACCCAGGCAGAUAAAAAUCUCUCAAUCAUUGAUAUGCUUUAAAAUAUCCAAUUGUGCCUCAGUGAAAAUCCCUGCCAACAAGGAGCCAGAGCAACUUUUGGCUGCUUUUCUGCUCUGCCCAUCUGUUACCUUCCUGGUUUUCCCUGGCUCAGGAAGGAAGCCGCUGUUUCCUUGCCAACAGGUCCUUCCUCUCCACCUCCCACCAAACUAGGGCAUCAUCGGUUAGACAGAGGUACAGUGUGACUUGGAUUUCCGACAGUGAGCAACAACAGAACUGUGGAAUUGUUGCAGGAACCUGUGUAGUUAAAGCCACAGCUGGAUUUGACUGCCUUGGGGAUGCCAGUUGAUUAAGGGUCAGUGACUUGAAAGAGAAAAAAAAAAAUCAGUGGAGAGUCACAUAGGUAAAUCGUUAUUUAACUUAGAUUUUGUUAAAGGUAGAAUUGUGAAAUGUUCUUUUCUUUGCCUUUUACAACUAAGACAAAAUAUGAAAAUAUUUAAUAACAAAUGUUUUUAUAUUAUACCUUCCUAUAUCUUCCUUUACUAGAUAGGUAGAAAGAAUGGCAGACAAAAAAAGGGGAAGAAAUAAAAGAGACCAAGACAAAAAGCUCCGGCUUUCUUUAAGUAACUGCCUACAGAGACUUUAACAAUUAUGUGGAAUUUUUUUUUACAACUACGAGAAUAAAUGGAACUAGUCAACUUUUGAAA